AGAGCAUCUAGAAACUGUCAUGGCGGCGUUAUGUUUCUUUUGUGCUCGCCACUAACUUGACAAUUAGCUUUUCCGCACUUGUGCUUCUUAGAACUUAUAAUCACAUCUAAAUAUAAUUUUGUUAUUUACAUUUUGUAAAUAGCAGCUAUUUGUUCUCAGCCGGCUAGCUAACUUAGUGUCGCUGUGCUGUUUCCAGUCAUGAAGACAGUUUUGAUGGUGGCGGAGAAGCCGUCGCUGGCUCAGUCAAUUGCCAAAAUCCUAUCUAAAGGCAGCUGCUCCAGUCGCAAAGGUCUCAACGGAGCAUGUUCGGUCCACGAGUACAUGGGCACUUUCUCAGGCCAGAGCGUGCGCUUUAAGAUGACAUCGGUGUGUGGGCACGUGAUGAGUCUGGAUUUCAUAGGGAAGUAUAAUAACUGGGACAAGGUGGAUCCAGCUGAACUCUUCACUAAAGCCCCUACUGAGAAGAAGGAGGCCAACCCCAAACUCAACAUGGUCAAGUUCCUACAGGUUGAAGGCAAGGGAUGUGACUACGUGGUUUUGUGGUUGGACUGUGACAAAGAGGGAGAGAACAUCUGCUUUGAGGUCCUGGACGCCAUUGAGCCGGUGAUGAACCGUCCAUACGGCAGUGAACGGACCGUCUACCGAGCCAAGUUCAGCUCCAUCACCGACACAGACAUCUGGGCAGCCAUGAAUAAGCUGGGAGAGCCCAACCGUAACGAGGCUCUGUCCGUAGACGCCCGGCAGGAGCUGGACCUGCGCAUUGGCUGUGCAUUCACCCGGUUCCAGACCAAGUACUUCCAGGGUAAAUAUGGUAACCUGGACUCAUCCCUGAUCUCCUUUGGGCCAUGUCAGACCCCCACACUGGGCUUCUGUGUGGAGCGCCACGACAAGAUCCAGUCCUUCAAACCAGAGACCUACUGGGUCAUACAGGCUAAGGUUUUCAAAGGGAAAGAGUCUCCACUGACUCUGGACUGGGACAGGGUGAGGGUCUUUGACAGAGAGGUGGGACAGAUGUUUGUCAACAUGACUAAGACCUCCAGAGAGGCCAAGGUGGAGUCGGUGAGUAAGAAGGAGAAGGCCAAGCAGAGACCUCUUGCCUUGAACACUGUGGAAAUGCUUCGAGUGGCCAGCUCCUCUCUAGGAAUGGGUCCACAGCACACCAUGCAGAUAGCAGAGCGUCUGUACACCCAGGGUUAUAUCAGCUACCCCCGUACUGAGACCAACCACUACCACGACAACUUUGACCUGAAGGGGACACUCAGACAGCAGGCUAACAACCCCUUCUGGGCCCAGGAGGUGAAGGCUCUGCUGUCAGAGGGACUGAACCGUCCCAGGAAAGGAGCGGACGCAGGAGAUCACCCUCCCAUCACCCCCAUGAGGGCUGCCUCCGAAGGAGAGCUAGGAAGUGACGGGUGGCGUCUGUAUGAGUACAUUGUGCGUCACUUCAUCGCCACGGUGAGCCAGGACUGUAAGUACCUGCAGACAACCAUCUCCUUCACCAUCGCCUCCGAGGGUUUCUCCUGCAGUGGCAAGACACUCAUAUCGCCUGGCUUUACGGAGGUGAUGCCGUGGCUGGGUAUCCCUCUAGAAGAGGCCAUGCCAGUGUGUGAGAGGGGAGAUGUCUUCACAGUGGAGGAGAUUAAACUAGUGGAGAGGCAGACCAGCCCUCCAGAUUACCUUACUGAGGCCGACCUCAUCACACUGAUGGAGAAACACGGCAUAGGUACUGACGCUAGUAUCCCGGUCCAUAUCAACAACAUCUCUCAGAGGAACUAUGUGACGGUGGAGAACGGACGCAAGCUCAAACCCACCAACCUGGGCAUCGUCCUGGUGCAUGGAUAUUACAAGACAGAUGCUGAGCUGGUGCUGCCUACCAUCCGUGGUGCGGUAGAGAAACAGCUGAACCUGAUUGCUCAGGGCAAGGCCAACUACCAACAGGUUCUGCAACACACACUGGACAUCUUCAAGAGGAAGUUCCACUACUUCUUUGACACCAUCGCUAGUAUGGACGAGCUCAUGGAGGUGACGUUCUCUCCCAUCGCUGCCACUGGCAAGCCCCUGUCUCGCUGCGGCAAGUGCCAUCGCUUCAUGAAGUACAUUCAGGUCAGUGUUACAAAACAAAAGGACACUGGGUCAACCCCCAUCUGAUCAAUACUGCUAACCCCCA
Oncorhynchus masou masou (cherry salmon) is the source of this 2167-nucleotide messenger RNA. RefSeq names its product DNA topoisomerase 3-beta-1-like. The coding region runs from base 199 to 2148 and encodes 649 amino acids. The record is from RefSeq and is a predicted model, not a curated record. NCBI's taxonomy places the organism in Eukaryota, Metazoa, Chordata, Actinopteri, Salmoniformes, Salmonidae. Gene Ontology annotation, cellular component: nucleus. The transcript is spliced from 15 exons. Gene Ontology annotation, biological process: DNA topological change. Gene Ontology annotation, molecular function: DNA binding; DNA topoisomerase type I (single strand cut, ATP-independent) activity.